Molecule: messenger RNA, 1533 nt
Organism: Apiotrichum porosum
Lineage: Eukaryota; Fungi; Basidiomycota; Tremellomycetes; Trichosporonales; Trichosporonaceae
Gene: ARP6
Product: Actin- protein 6
Exons: 9
Coding region: 1-1533 (510 amino acids)
Cellular component (GO): Swr1 complex
Molecular function (GO): nucleosome binding
Source: RefSeq, a predicted model, not a curated record
AUGCUACCGCCAGUGCUCAUCCUGGACAAUGGCGCGUACAGCAUCAAGGCUGGCGUCUCGGGCGUCGACAUUGAGCCGCGCUUCUUCCCCAACUCGACGGCGCGCUCAAGGGCCGAAAGGAGAGUGUAUGUCAGCGACGAGAUUGACAACUGUAGAGACUUGAGUGGGAUUGUGUACCGCCGCCCUUUUGAGCGGCCCAAGGGCAUGCUGGUGGCGUGGGACGCCGAGAAGCCCGUCUGGGACAGGCUGUUCUCGCCUGCAGGUCUUGACAUCAAACCGGCCGAGACCUCGCUCCUCGUGACCGAGCCCUACUUCAACCUCCCCAACAUUGCCGAGACGUAUGACCAGAUGGUGUUUGAAGAGUGGGAGUUUGAAGCCUAUUACCGGUGUACUCCCGCUUCACUCAUCCCCUACGGCGGCAUGUUCAGCAACGAGACCGACAUUCCUCCCGAGUGCAUGAUUGUUGUGGACGCUGGAUACUCCUUUACGCACGUCAUCCCAAUCCGCGGCGGGGACAUUGUGUGGGAGCACGUCAAGAGGAUUGAUGUUGGCGGCAAGCUGCUGACAAACCACCUCAAACACCUCAUCUCGUUCCGCCAAUGGAACAUGCUCGACCAGACCCAUGUCGUCAACGCCGUCCGUGAGGCGUGCGGAUACGUGUCAAUGGACUGGAAGGGCGAUUUGGAGCUGUGCAAACACAACCCCCACUCCAACCCCAUCGUUCAGGAAUACGUCUUGCCAGACUUCUCAGCCAAGUCGCUCUCGGCCACUGGCUACAUUCGCUCAGGUCCCAACGCUGUUGCAGCACCGGAGCAGCCCGAGGAGAAGGAGGAACCAGCCGCACCUCCGUCCAAGCGCCGUCACCAGGGCGAGGAGGAGGAGCAGGUCUUGUUCAUGGCCAAUGAACGGUUCGCCGGCAACGAGCUCAUCUUUCAUCCGUCUGACGUUGGUGGGUAUCCUCCGAGCUGUUGGCUUGCUAACCCACCAGGAAUCCAGCAGAUGGGCCUGCCAGAAACCAUCGCCCACGUCAUCUCCACCAUGCCCCCAGAGCUGCAGGGCAUGUUCUGGGCACACAUUGGCAUCGUGGGCGGCCUCGGUAACGUCCAGUCAUUAGGCGAGAGAUUGGAACGGGACUUGCGUGCACUGUGUCCUGUGGACUACGACAUUGGCAUCUUUGAAGUGUUCGAACCUGCUUCUGCCCCUUACCAAGCCGCUGUGGCACUGACGUCCAACGACGUCUACCACCAGUCUUACCCUGUCACGCGGGCCGAGUACCUGGAGCACGGGUCGCAGAUUUGUCGACGCAAGUUUGGCGGGCCAGCAUACAACGUCGAGCCGCCAGGGUUCUCGCGCAGUGGAGAGCCAGUGGACGAGCACGAACAAGAGAUGCGGUAUGCCCUUGGCCUGGACAGUAUCAAGGGCAAAGGGUCUCGCGCACGUCGCGGCGAGCAGGAAGAAGUUACGAGCGGCAACUGGGGUGGCAGGAGACGUCGUGCGCAAGAAGGAGGACUGCUGGGACGGAAGCGAGUGUAA